This is a messenger RNA of Adineta steineri, 978 nucleotides long. The record is from the annotation of a GenBank genome assembly. NCBI's taxonomy places the organism in Eukaryota, Metazoa, Rotifera, Eurotatoria, Adinetida, Adinetidae.
AUGGCGACAACAAAUCUACCUUUCGUACAACAAGAAAUGAUUCGUUAUGGUAUGAGCAUCUAUUUUGCACUUGGUCUCAUUGGUAAUAUUUGCAAUUGUAUCAUGUUUACACGACCAUUAUAUCGGCGCUCACCUAGUUCUGUGUAUCAUUUUUCUUUCUCAAUUUGUGCUCUUCUAUAUUUAAUUUGGACUGUAAGCCCACAACUGUAUACACUUCAUUAUCCUGAUCUUCAAAAAGAAUCGGUACUCUACUGUAAAACAAGACUUUAUGGCAGUGUUGUUCUUGGGUUAUACUUUCGCUAUAUUCUGGUGUGUGCUUGUGCUGAUCGAUUCUUUGCAACACGAGUCGAUGUUCGACUUCGAUCGUUAAGUUCAGUUAAAGUGGCAAUAGUGCUUAUUGUGAUCACGUUUAUAGUAUGUGUAUUAGUCGCCAUUCAUAUACCUAUUUUGAUGGAUAUACGAAGUAACACUUGUGGAAUGUUUGGUUUAUACAAAUUAAUUUAUGCAUUUUAUCAAAUCAUGACAAAUAGUGUUCUGCCACCAGCAUCAAUGAUCAUUUUCAGUGCUCUCACUAUACGUAGUCUCCAUCAACGGCAUACUGCUCUAAUGCAUGCUAGAAAUAGAGAUCGUCAUCUUUUACGUAUGGUCAUUGCUGAAGUCGCCGUGAAUAUAAUUACAGCAGUUCCUUAUUCAGCUAAUCUCAUCUAUGGAGUAGCAACAUAUUAUGUUGUUAAUAAAAGUGCUCAACGACUUGAAAUUGAAUCAUUUAUGACUUUUCUCGCUCAAUUCGUACUCUAUAUGCUUAGUGUGGCUCCAUUUUAUUUAUUUUUGUUCGUAUCAAAACCUUAUCGAAAUGAAUUCAUCAAUAUAAUAGCCACAUGUCAAACUAAGUGUAUACGACGAAGAAAUAGAAUUAUGCAAGUAAGGGUACAAAAUCAGACAGCAACAAUUAAUGAUCCAGUCAUCCAUAACAAGUAA